AGAAAUAGAGAAACCAGAGAAUCAUUCCAAGGUUUAAAGCAAGCAAAAUUCCAAAGAAAAAGAAUGCUGAAGCAAUUCUCAUUGGUUUUCUUUGUUCUGUUAGCUUGCUACAAUGGGGUUAAUUCUCAGGAACUGAAGCAUAUUACGAAGGAGCUUGAAGUGAAUGCGCCUGCAAGUGAAGCUUGGGAACUUUAUAGGAAGCUUGGCCUCCUAAAACUUAUUGAUCUUAAGCUUACAAAUAUUUUCCAAAGCACUGAGGUUUUGAAGGGUGAUGGUGGGGUCGGAACUGUUGUCAAACUCACUUUCGUUCCAGGGAAUUCAAGUUAUACAGAGAAAUUCACUGUGAUGGAUGACCAAAGGAGGGUGAAAGAGACAAAAGGCUUGGAAGGCGAUUGUCUAGCUAUUGGUUGCUCAGUUCAAAUCCUUGAAUUUGAAAUAAUAGAGAAAUCCCAGAACUCAAGCAUCAUAAAAUCUACCAUUUCAUAUGCUGUCAAGGAAGAAUUUCAAGCCAAGGAUCCAAAGCCUAGCAUCCAAAUCGUAGAAGCUAUUGUACAAAGUUCCAAGAAGUUCCUUGAGAGAAACAAUUAAUGAUGGUUAAAUAAUAAGUGUUAGCUAGAAGCAAGAUCGUCAAUAAAUUGCCUUUUUUGGGCAGAAAUUCUGUAGAAAGAAAAGAUAAUUAAAAAUGAAGAAGCAAAAUAUGCAAUUUCAAAAUAAUAAUUAUUGAAAUUAGUGUUUUAUUUUAAA
Messenger RNA from Gossypium raimondii (Peruvian cotton), 744 nucleotides. Its product is annotated as norbelladine synthase. The transcript has 2 exons. Gene Ontology annotation, biological process: abscisic acid-activated signaling pathway; defense response. Gene Ontology annotation, molecular function: abscisic acid binding; protein phosphatase inhibitor activity; signaling receptor activity. Gene Ontology annotation, cellular component: cytoplasm; nucleus. Lineage: Eukaryota; Viridiplantae; Streptophyta; Magnoliopsida; Malvales; Malvaceae. The record is from RefSeq and is a predicted model, not a curated record. Bases 64 to 588 code for a protein of 174 amino acids.